UGGCAUCUUCCAUUCAUUCCGUCUAGCGCUUCGCCACGCCGCCUCAGAAACAACCGCUGGGCUUUAAAAAUUAAAUUUUAAAUUAAAAAGGAGGAACAUUCUCUUCCUCUGAGCUCCCAAAAACGUCACCCCUUCUUCGCAACGGGGCGACAAGAGCCCGAGAGCGAGCGAGGGAGAGCCAGCUCUUCUAACAAAGGAGAGACCCCCCGAAGGCGGGGCGCGGGAGAAGAAACACCUCAGCUUGGGCUUCUUUUUUCGUGAAGACGGAGGGGAGAAAAGGAGGGACCGGCCGCAUUAACAGGUUUUCAGGCUCACAAUACAGGUGCUACUGAUCUCUAAAGACCAAGCAGGCUUCAGAAUAAGUUCACUAAAUCAAGAUGCCUUUCAAAGCAGGCCUAGAAUUAACUGAGAUGCAGAAUAUGACAGUUCCUGAGGAUGAUAACAUCAGCAAUGACUCCAAUGAUUUCACAGAAGUAGAAAAUGGCCAGAUGAAUAGUAAAUUUAUUUCAGACCGCGAGAGCAGAAGAAGUCUAACCAACAGCCACUUGGAAAAGAAGAAAUGUGAUGAAUAUAUUCCAGGCACGACUUCAUUGGGAAUGUCUGUCUUCAAUCUCAGCAAUGCCAUUAUGGGCAGUGGAAUAUUAGGUCUUGCCUUUGCGUUGGCCAACACAGGAAUCCUGCUCUUUACGUUGCUUUUGAUUUCAGUGACGUUGCUGUCUAUUUAUUCAAUAAACCUCCUGUUGUUGUGUGCAAAGGAAACAGGCUGCAUGGUUUAUGAAAAACUUGGCGAGCAAAUCUUUGGCACUCCGGGGAAGUUUAUUGUUUUUGGAUCCACGUCUCUUCAGAACACUGGAGCAAUGCUGAGCUAUCUCUUCAUAGUUAAAAAUGAACUACCUGCUGCCAUAAAGUUCCUUAUGGGAGAAGAAGAAACAUUUUCGGCCUGGUACGUGGAUGGGAGGCUUCUUGUCGUAACAGUGACGUUCUGUAUAAUCCUUCCCUUGUGUCUUCUUAAAAAUUUAGGGUAUCUCGGCUACACCAGUGGAUUUUCCCUGACUUGCAUGGUAUUUUUUCUCAUAGUGGUUGUAUACAAGAAAUUUGAAAUUCCUUGUCGUCUGGAUGAGAAAAAUGCCACCGCACCUCUGUCUCCAAACUCUAGCAUUGCCUAUGUGGAUACGUGCCAACCCAAGUAUGUCACCAUUAAUUCCAAGACCGUGUACGCUUUGCCUACCAUUACAUUUGCAUUUGUGUGCCAUCCCUCGGUCCUUCCAAUCUACUGUGAACUUAAAGAUCGUUCACAGAAGAAAAUGCAGAUGGUUUCAAGAAUCUCUUUCUUCGCUAUGUUUGUCAUGUACUUCUUGACUGCUAUUUUUGGCUAUUUGACAUUUUAUGAAACCGUGUCGUCAGAUCUGCUUCACAAGUAUCAGAAUAAAGAUGACAUCCUCAUCUUGACAGUCCGUGUUGCUGUUAUAGCUGCAGUCAUCCUCACAGUCCCAGUGUUAUUUUUCACUGUGCGUUCUUCUAUAUUUGAGCUUACUAGAAAAACCAAAUUUCACUUGUGCCGUCACGUUGUGGUUACGGUGAUCCUUCUGGCGAUCAUUAACUUGUUAGUUAUUUUCAUACCUUCCAUGAAGGAUAUUUUUGGAGUUGUAGGGGUAACUUCUGCCAAUAUGCUGAUUUUUAUUCUCCCGUCAUCACUUUAUUUAAAAAUCACCCACCAAGAUGGAUCAAAACUGAUUCAGAGGAUUUGGGCCUCUCUCUUUUUGGCAUUAGGAGUAAUGUUUUCCCUGGUGAGCAUUCCUCUCGUCAUCUAUGACUGGGUGCAUUCAGGAGACACUGCUGAAGGCCACUGAAGUUAAUGGGACAUUAAGAAGAAUACAUUUCCAUUUUGCUACUCACACCAAAAUCAUUAUUGUCCCAUUUUGUUAAUAUGCCCAUCCACUCUUUGUGAGUAUCCUUCAUGAACUCAAAACAAUGGAAUACCAGUAGGAUGCAAUGUUCUACUGUGGGUUGCAGCCAACUAAGUAUUACUCAAGAGUAGUCUCACUGAAAUUAAUGGAUACAAGUUAGUCAUGCCCAUUGAUUUCAGUUGGUCUACUCUGAAUAGGACAAACAUUGGCUACAACCCAAUCAUGUUAUGUUACCUAAUUUUAAAUGUUAUCCUUCAUGUUCCCACAAGCUACUGGAACAGUAUUAAGUUUAUGGUGGUGGUCAGUACAAUUUUGCAUAUUCAUAGAUUUGUCCAUUGGCCAUUGGUGUUCUGUGUGUGGUAACUGACACUAAAAUAAUUGAGGUUAUAUACUUGCAAAUUAAUAUAUCAAUUUGUUUUCAACUAUAAUCAGUUAACCAGCCUUGAUCAAACUAGAGCCCACUUCCUGGAGAGAAGUUUACCUCUAUCUGAUUGUUCUUGUCCAGCAGUGUGCUUAGUGGAUAGAUAAUCUACCAUUAGGUCACAUAUGUACGUAAUCUAUAGGGUCUUUGGUAUCCGUGAACAAAGCCUGUACACUAUUAAGCCUUAGUAGAUCAUCCCUACCAGAAGUUGUCUUUUGCACACUCAGUUUGUGAGUUCCAUGUAUGCAUGUUUGGUUUAUUUUUAAAGAAAUGGUUUGUGUUCAGAUAGUUGUCCCCUGGGGAUGUGAAUAAAUUCAUAAGGUUGAUUGCUGCCAA
Messenger RNA from Podarcis raffonei (Aeolian wall lizard), 2664 nucleotides. It is a transcript of the gene SLC38A1, whose product is annotated as solute carrier family 38 member 1. Bases 378 to 1850 code for a protein of 490 amino acids. NCBI's taxonomy places the organism in Eukaryota, Metazoa, Chordata, Lepidosauria, Squamata, Lacertidae. The transcript is spliced from 16 exons. Gene Ontology annotation, biological process: amino acid transmembrane transport; L-glutamine transport. The record is from RefSeq and is a predicted model, not a curated record. Gene Ontology annotation, molecular function: L-glutamine transmembrane transporter activity.